Molecule: messenger RNA, 471 nt
Organism: Rattus norvegicus (Norway rat)
Lineage: Eukaryota; Metazoa; Chordata; Mammalia; Rodentia; Muridae
Source: RefSeq, a predicted model, not a curated record
AUGGGGUUCUGUCGCCUGUUGUUCUUAGCCAAUGCCAUCCCAACCUCAUGGUUCUCUUCUGCCAAAGGGGAAAGAAAUAAGUGCAGACCUCCUGAUAUUCUAAAUGGGAUCUCCUCACCUCACAGGGUUAACCACACAACUGAAGAUGAAAUAAGAUAUGAAUGUAAAGGUGGCUUCUCCCCUUCAAUCCUGGGAACCGUUGUAAAGUGUAGAAGCACUGGCUGGUUCCCUGCUCCAAGAUGUAGUUUGACACCUUGUGAUUUUUCACAGUCCAAAAAUGGAAAUCUAUACUAUGAUAAGAGACAACCAAGACCCUACUUCCCGGUACCUAUAAGAAAGAAGUACAGGUAUUACUGCAAUCGUGGCUUUUUGAUACCUUCGGGGUCAUACUGGAACUACCUUCAGUGUACAGUACAGUGGAAGGGGCCUGCAGUCCCACGCCUCAAUGUUGAAUAUUGGCUUUAUUUUUGA